This is a messenger RNA of Colletotrichum karsti, 1500 nucleotides long. Its product is annotated as oxalate decarboxylase family bicupin. Gene Ontology annotation, biological process: oxalate metabolic process. The record is from RefSeq and is a predicted model, not a curated record. The coding region runs from base 1 to 1500 and encodes 499 amino acids. The transcript is spliced from 5 exons. Lineage: Eukaryota; Fungi; Ascomycota; Sordariomycetes; Glomerellales; Glomerellaceae.
AUGAUCACUCACGCUGCCUUCCUGCUUGGCCUACUUGGCGCUCUGCCAAAGGGAUAUGCUGUCCCUAUGCCUCAAAUGGGAGAUUACGGCGAGAACAGCGGUUCUGUUGGCGGCAUCAACCCACCCACCCCGCCCGUGAACAGCCCUACGGGCAACCUCAGAGGCGACUCCAGUCUCCUCGGAGGCAAUGCUCCUCUCCCCAACCCCGACCAGUUCGACUCCGCGAUCGUCAAAGACGUCCAACUCGUCCCGGGCCAGGAAGCAGACGGCAAACUCGGCCUCUACCUCAACUUCGAUGGCGUCGACGUCCCGCAGCCCAUCCGCGGGGAGCUAGGCUCCCCUGAUCCCGGCCCGAGAACGUACGCUUACGAAAAGCUUAACCCCGACCUGUUCGCCCCGCCGGGCACCGACAAGGGCGACGUCAAGAACGCCAUGUGGCCGCUGGGCCUCUCGCAUAACCGGCUCGGAAGCCAGGCCGGGGCCGGCUGGGCGCGGCAGCAGAACACCGCUGUGCUUCCCAUCGCGUCGGAGAUGGCCGGUGUGGAUAUGAAGCUGCAGCCUAACGCUUACCGCGAGCUGCACUGGCACACGUCAGCUGAGUGGGCUCUUGUGCUCAAGGGAUGCUGCCGGAUUGCUGCGAUGAAUGAAGAUGGGAAGAGCUUUAUCGAUGAUGUUUGCGCCGGUGAUGUUUGGUUCUUUCCGCCGGGUGUGCCGCACAGUAUUCAGGCUUUUGACCAAGGUGUUGAGUUCCUCCUCGUUUUCGAUGAGGGAGACUUCAGCGAGGAGAAUACCUUCCUCGCGUCCGAGUUAAUGUUGAGAAACCCUAUUUCUGUUCUCUCAAAGAACUUGAAGGCAGAUGUGUCGGAGUUCGCCAACAUCCCCAAGGAUCAGCUCUAUAUCUUCAACGGUACCCCUCCUCCGAAGGAUAUUCAAGAUCAGAACCAGACUUCCUCUGCCGGCGCUCUCACUGGGGCAGAGUCCUACACUUACCACUGGUCGCAGCAGAAGCCCUUCGAAGUCCCCGGCGGUUCCGUAAAGAUUCUCGACCCUCUCACCUUCCCCAUCGCCAGCAACUUCUCCGCUGCCCUCGUUGUGGUCCAGCCCGGCGCUAUGCGAGAAAUUCACUGGCACACCACUAGUGACGAGUGGAACUACUUCCUCCAGGGAUCCGGCCGUGUCACCGUUUUCCAGGCGCCCGAGGCGUCUCGCACUUUCGACUUUACUGCCGGCGAUGUCGGAUACAUCAAGGUUGGGGACAGCCAUUACAUUGAGAACACUGGCACCGAGGAUGUCAUCUUCCUCGAGGUUCUCCAAGCAACGCGCUUCACCGAUAUCAGUGUUGCCCAGUGGCUGGCUCUGACUCCAAAGCAGGUUGUCAAGGAUACUCUUGGCUUUUCUGAUGAUCUGAUUAACUCUUUGCCGAAGGAGAAGGAGUACAUCAAAGUUGGACCUACCAACAUGACGGCGUUGGCUGGUAGCGCAAAGAACUUCACGGCCUAG